AUGAACCAACACUUGGACUCCCUCCUUGUCCUUGCUGGGCCCUUCCCUAAGCCCGCCCAUGGUCUCCCAUCCAGCUUGAGACUGUGUCUCAAGUAUACCCAGACCUGGGCUCCCAGCAGUGUAAAAGCAGAAGAGGAGAAAGAAGGUGCUGCUCGGGCUAGUGCUAUCUUGUCCUCCUCCAACCUGCAGCCCAGAACACUGAUUCCAGCAGUGCCUUACCGCGCUGUCCGAAGAUUCACCACGGUGAAAAUUGCUUUCAAUACACCCACAGCAGUGCAAAAAGAGGAGGCGCAGCAAGACGUGGAGGCCCUUAUAAGCUGCAUGGUCCAAGCUCAGAUCCUGACCAGCAAGGAACUCUGAGUUGCCACCAAGGAAAAAGCAGGUUCCUCUGGGAGAUGUAUGCUUACUCUCUUAAGCCUUUCAUUCAUCUUGGCAGGACUUAUUGUUGGUGGAGCCUGUAUUUACAAGUACUUCAUGCUGAAGAGUACCAUCUACCCUGGAGAAAUGUGCUUCUUUGAUUCCGAGGCUCCUGCAAAUUCCCUCCAAGGAAAGGAACCCUACUUUCUGCCUGUGAUGAAAGAGGUUGACAUUUGUGAGGAGGACAACAUUGCAAUCAUUGAUGUGCCUGUCCCCAGAUUCUCUGAUAGUAACACUGCAGCAAUUAUUCACGACUUCGAAAAUGGCAUGACUGCUUACCUGGACUUGCUGCUAGGGAACUGCUAUCUGAUGCCUCUAAAUACCUCCACUGUUAUGCCUCCAAAGAAUCUGGUGGAGCUCUUUGGCAGACUGGCAGUAUGCUUUAAAAAAAAAUUGAGUGGCAAAUAGCUGCUUCACAUUUAUGUGGUUCAUGAAGAUCUGGUUGCUGUAGAAGAAAUUCAUGAUGUUAGUAACCUUUGUAUAUUUGUUUACCAACUUUACAACAAUCACAAGUCCUUCUGUCUUCAUAGAAGAGACCUGUUGCAGGGUUUCAACAAACGUGCCAUUGAUAAGUGCUGGAGACUGAGAUCUGUUAAGAGUAAAAGUCAACAAGAAAUGAGCAUAUUUAAUAAUAGGAUCAGAGAUUUACUAUAUGACUUCAACAUUAAAUUCAAAACGGGUCAUAAAGCAGUGGAGACAACUCGCAGCAUCAAUAGUGCAUUUAACCCAAGAACUGCUAAAAAGCCUACAAUGCAGCAGUGGUUCAAGAAGUUUUACAGAAGACACAAGAGCUUUGAAAAUGAGGAGAGCAUUGGCCGGUCAUCAGAAGUUGACAAUAACCAGUUGAGAGGCUCACUGAAGCUGAUCCUCUUACAACUACACGGGAAGUUGACGAUGAACUCAACCUCAACCAUUCUACAGUUGUUCAUCAUUUGA
Capra hircus (goat) is the source of this 1353-nucleotide messenger RNA. RefSeq names its product integral membrane protein 2A (gene ITM2A). Gene Ontology annotation, molecular function: amyloid-beta binding. Lineage: Eukaryota; Metazoa; Chordata; Mammalia; Artiodactyla; Bovidae. The record is from RefSeq and is a predicted model, not a curated record. The transcript has 8 exons. Gene Ontology annotation, biological process: negative regulation of amyloid precursor protein biosynthetic process. Gene Ontology annotation, cellular component: extracellular exosome; plasma membrane; Golgi apparatus.